AGGUCUGUAGAUUCUGUAAGUGUACGUGUUACGGUGUUCUGUACUCCGCUGUUGUUUGAUGGUUUUGUUCGUCGUCGUAGUUUCUCAUUGUAGUUCGUAAUGUAAUAACAAUAAAGUGAUGGUGAUUCUUCUUGAUUGUAAAUUAUUCUUGAUUAAAUAGAUUUUUUCAUUUUUGUUUCAUAGUGGUUGGAAGGCAUUGAGACAGUAGUGCGGAGUACUUCCCUUUCUAUGUAGCUAGAUUGUAAAUAUCAAGUGAAAAAUUUCAGCACUGGCUUCGCGAAUAGUUCAAAGCUGCCUGUCGCACUUUUUAUAUGGCAGUAUGUUGUUUUGAUAAUAGAACCUAUAUCUUGUAUGUUUAAAAUUUAAUGUUAGGUUCUUGUUUUAAUUCUAUUGUUUUAGCAUAGUUGUGUGAUUCGUUUAUCAUUGAAGUUAUUGUGUUUAGUAUAUUAGUUGUUCUUGGUGAAGUGUUGUGAUAACUACUUCUGUGUUGUGAAAGUUAUGAUGAUUCGAGUCGACUUCCAUGUUGGCUAUUUUCUACAGGGAAACGAGGGAGCGCGGAUCCGUGUUCUUAUUACAUCAUAAUGGGGUGUCUAAGUGAGCGGCAGUCUCGUAUCGCUGCCAACGAUGUUGCGACCGGAGUCCCCGCUUGCUGACCAUCGCAGCCUCCUGCCGCGCCGGCUGCUGCCCGUCAAGGCUCAAAUAGCGCCCGUCGAUAAGAAGAAAAACCGCAGAUCUCUCGAACUAAAUCCCCCGUCCAACGAACAUGCUGGCUAUGACUACCCGAAACUGCUCAUAUCGAAAACCACUGAUUCACUCAAUACAGAGUGCCCUCGAAAACACAUCAAUAAACAAGACUCGUCUGAUAGUCUCAAAAGGGCGCUACUAGCCAAAGAAGAAAAGAAAGCAGCAAAGGAAUCUGAGAAAAAGGUCGCGAAACAGGAUUCAAGUGAGAGUGUUAAGAAAGCGCUGCUUUGUCGGCAAGAUUCGAAUGAUAGUCAGAAGAGGUUAGAGAAUGAAUCGAAAAGACAAAGGCAAGAUGAGAAGCGAAGCGCGGAUGUGAAGCGAGGUAAUGAUAAGAAGGGCUUACUGGAGACUGAUAUAGACGAUACUAAUUAUAAGAGGAUAUACGAAAGGCGGACUGGAUGUGUUAAGCCCAGUUUGCCUCCUGUUGCCGAGAAAGGUCUGUCGCCAAAAUCUCCUAACGGCAGUCCGAUAACGCCAGGGGUCACUGCCGCCGCCGAGGGCGUCGUUCGAUGGGGCAGCGGCUUGCUCUCACCCCGUGAGGAGCCGAAAUUGCGUCCAGCUAGAAGUUGGUACGGCUAUGGAACACUACCGACGGACAACGAAAAGAUGGGCGCGGGUGCGAAUGGGCCUGGAGGGCGUCGCGCUCUGGAGAUCAUCCUGAGCGGAGGUCUCAAGUCGCUGGCCAGAAACAACAAGCCGGUGAGGCGGGCUGCCUCCAGGGACUCGGUGCUGUCUCAACCGCAACCUCUGCUCGAAGGUUUAAGAAAGUGCUCAACUGUGCUAGCGCUGACUGACCGAGAGAAGGCGCCGGAACCGAUCAGAGCACACAACAGGCUGCGAGCUCCCUCUGUCUGCUCAAGAUGCUCAUCGCUGCUGUCGCUGGCCGGAGCUGGAGGCUCCAGGUACUCACUGGACGGCGCCGGCGGUGUGUUUGUGCCGGCAGCGCCCAUCAACUGCAAGUUGUGUCUGGAUGACGCAACUCCGGACAGUGUCACCGUGAUCUCAGGUUGUGGCUGUAUCUUCUGUACUAAGUGCAUGAAAGCGUACGUGGAGUUUGAAAUAUGCAAUGGGGCGUACGAAGUGUCGUGUCCAGACGCACGAUGCAGCGCAGGCGCGGCGCUGUCCACUGAAGAGAUCUCGAGGCUGGUGUCGGACAGCGUCCUAGAGAAACACAUCAAGUUUAGGAUCAAUCAUGAAGUAGCGAUGGACGCCAUGCGCGCGUUCUGCCCGCGGCCCGGCUGCGACACGGUGGUAGCCGUGCGUGCCGCUAGUCCUGCCCACUGCCCCAACUGCAAGCACGACUUCUGCUCGCAGUGCAACCAGGAGUGGCACGGCGGCGUGUCUUGCGAGGCGGCUGCGGCGUCGUCAUCGCUGGGCGGUGCGGGCUCGCCGCUUCUGCCGGACUCCGAGCUGAUCAAGCUGUGUCCAAUGUGCCGCGUGCCCAUCGAGAAGGACGAGGGCUGCGCGCAGAUGAUGUGCAAGCGAUGCAAGCACGUGUUCUGCUGGUACUGCCUCGCGUCCUUGGAUGAUGACUUCCUGCUGCGCCACUACGACAAGGGCCCCUGCAAGAACAAGCUGGGACAUUCCCGCGCGUCCGUGCUGUGGCAUCGCGCCCAGGUGGUGGGGAUAUUCGCCGGGUUCGGCCUGUUGCUGCUCGUUGCCAGUCCGUUGCUGUUGCUGGCGGCACCCUGCAUCGUCUGCUGUAAGUGCAGGCUGUGCAACCCCAAUACGAAAAAUCUCGAGGAAGUGGAUGAGAUCGAGAGCAUCAGCCCUGGACGAGACGAUGAUGCGGACGAACGGAUCAGAUACCUGACUGACUGACCGCGGCAUUGAACCUCAUUGGUGUGGGCUCGGAGAGAUGUAGUGACUUCAUUGUCUGACUGAUAUUAGACCAAUUUGGACUUAAAUCCGCAUUAGUCGCGACUAGAUUUCAUUCGCAGUGCGAAGCUAUGCUCUAUAUUACGUUUUGCUGUUGUACUUAUCAUUAUAAACACAAGUUUAUAAUUGAAAUUCUUAAGUGGCGUAAGAGGGUGUGCACACUGCGAUUGUAAGCAGUAGUGAUACUUAAAUAUUUUUUGUCCAUUUUGUCAAAAUUGACUUUCAUUUAGAUUAUAACGAGGGGUGUUUGUUAGAAACAGUAAGUGUAAGCGAAGUGUGAUUGUAUUAGUGUAGUGUCAAUAUCAAAACAGAUGUUCUGCCACAGAUGUUGGUACUUCCAAUAUGGCGAAUUAUAUUCAAAUAACUCAGUGGCAAACUACAAAAUAGGGUAUGUCAAAUACACACGAUAAAAAUAUUUACAUUAAAACUGGAUUAUUUUGACCAUAUUUAAGUAUAAAAUUAGAAUAUGUUACUAAUUUACAAACAAGGACUGUCUCAUUCUGUUUUUAGCGUACAAAAUAUUCGAAGGUGUAGGACAGUGGUAGCCAUAAUAUUUAGAAGGUGGCUUCUGCGUUGUGGCAAUUAAGUGCUGGACUUUUGUUUUUUCCAGCUCUUUGAAAUGAACCAACACUUUUUUGGCCAAGUAUAACCGAUGACAAUGUGCUUGACAGGUGUCAUUGAAUGGGCAAAUGUCAAAAAUUGAAUGUUACUGGCGAAGGGCGACAUGCCAAUAUCGCGACUCAACUCGACGAAGAUUUAAAGAGACCCACUACUACACAGUUCUAUGACAUUGCUAUGAAUGUAUAAGGCAUAGACUACUAUGCCCACAUUUGGUUGGUUACGUGUCGGUCUGUUGGGUAUUGUCUCGUACUUUUCAAUGAAAAGUAUAUUUUCGAAUUGACUAUUUCCUAACUCUAUCAUACCUUAUAGUGGGCAGGCUCCUUUAGUGAUCGUCACGCAGUAAUGGCGUCUGUACGACUAUACCACAACAUAUUAGAUUCAUUCUCGCUCAACAUCUUUUCCGGGGCUUAUAACUAUUAUCAAUCAAAAAUAUUUUAUUUCAUGGGUUACAUUACACUUGAAAUAUGUCACUGGAAAUAUUUUUUUCAUACAUCUCAUUGAGUUAGACAUUGACAUUACACUAAAUGUCAAAAAACCCACGGAUGAAUAAAAAAAAUGUUGGUAGCUGUAAUGGUAUCACUAAGCAUCUUGAAGUCACCAAUGAUAAAUUAAUCAAAAGAUAAAAAGUAUGGUCGGAACAAAGUCGGCUGAAGACAUACUGUAUUUCUUGUCUUCUUAUAUUGUAUGCAAGAAAUAAAUAAAGAAGAAUAUUGAAGCAAUGUUUUAAAAACAUGGAGUACAAGUACAGUACAUAAAUGGAAGUUUAUGUUUAUUAGUAUUUUGCCAAGGAUGUAAGACCAUAGGGUCAACUAUAUUUUUAUAAUUGUUGAUAUUUCAAUCAGCUUAAAAAAAUGUUAUAAAUGGAUUAUUUUACUUUUUGAUUAUUUGUGUUGUCAAAGGUAUGUCUUGUCUAAAAGAUCUGUUACAAAGUUAAUUCGAGAAAUAUAUUCAUUCAUAUAUUAUUAUAUUACUAUAACGUAGUCUACAAUCCAAAGAAAUCCAUUCAUUAUUAUUAAUACAUACAUUCAAGCCACAACCUAAGAGUUGAACAACCAUACAAGAUUUUAUCAACGAUACAUCACUCGUGCAGUUGACUCAGUUGUAAAGAGCGCUCCCACGGAACGCGAGAGGUUGCGGUUUCAAGUCCCGCAUCAUCCAUAAAAUUUUGUUUUCAAAUUUUAUUUGUGUAAAUACAAUUCAUCCCGAAAUUAAUUGUUUUGCAAGAUGUGGGGAAAAUUGUUGAACUAAAAUGAGUACUCAUGGCAAUAUUAUGAGAUAAAAAUUAUCUCUUACUAUUUGUCAAAACAAUCUACUUUUGACAGAUAAUGUCUGUAUGAUAAAUAAAAUUAUGAGAACCAUUUGGUUGAGAAGGACAAAUAUAAUGUCUCUGAGGAAGGAAUUGUUAUAUUCCUAAUGUGGAAAAUGGACUUGGAAAUAUUAACUAACUUCAUUGACUGAAUCUGUAUUUAAAUUAUGGCCAUAAGUAUUUAACACUUAUUUCAUUGUAUAUUAAAAAGAGCGUAUAAAUUUUAAAUUAUCCCACUUGCGGAAAAAUAUUGGCUCUUGAUAUUAGAUAUAUUACUAGACAACAAACGCUACACAAUUAGUAUGCUUCUAAACUUAAGUAAGUACUUUAAGUAAGUCAUUAACUUAAGCGGGAAUUACAUUAGAGCGCUCGGCGCAUCGUUACUCUAACGUAUAAUUCUAGUUUAUAUUAUUGAAUAUAAUGAGCAGAGAAUGUAUUUAUUGUGGGCAACAUUAAUAUUUUACUGUGAACUGGCAUUUAUCUUCAAAUAACAAUUUCAUUAGGUUUAUUCGGACUAAUUUAUUCGAGAAUACAUCAAAAUAUUUGCUGAUUAGAACAUUUAUUUUACUUCUAUAGUAGAAUUUAUAAAUAGUUGUUGUCCACUUUUAAGUGACUUAAAUGUAACUGCAAUGCAGUCGAGAGAUGAUGCAUAUAUUUAUACAUACAAACCUUAUUUUUGUAUUCACCUGUGAUUCACACGGACGGACUGACACUUGGGCCACACCGCUUCUUGUGUUUUCAUUUAAUAUAAUUUAUUGUUAGUGUUAAUAUUUAUGUCUUAAUGUGAAUAAGGAUUUUAUUGUACUUAAUUCUGAGGGUGCAGUGUAGCGACUCAUUUUAAGUUGAAGGUGCUAUUGAAACUCUUAACAUAAACAAUUUAUUCGGAUAUUAAAAAAACAAACUUAAAUCCAUACUUAAGAGACGUUUUAAUUAUUUUCAUGCCAGUUAUUUACAUAAUAUUCACUACACUGUAUCCUCACCGGCUUGUGUUAGCAGGCUAGUUAAAGCAUUUGUAGAAUAAAUCAAAAAAUCCUAGGUUUAGAUUUAAAGCGUUUAAUUGUAGUUUUGCUGUCUAUGAAUUAAUGUGUGAAUAGUGAUGUGGACAGUGUGUCACAGUUGUAAUUAAAUGAAAGUUAUAUUUGUGUCAUUUCUUAUUAAGUGUUUUUUUUUGUAUGUAAAUACGAAGAUUAUUUUUGUUAUAUCUGUAAAUGUAAUUCUUGUUUAUUUGUUAAAAACAUUACUUCUGUCUGUUGCUAAAAAUAAAUAUUUAAUAAAGAAAUUUUGGAUCAUUA
Molecule: messenger RNA, 5841 nt
Organism: Leptidea sinapis
Lineage: Eukaryota; Metazoa; Arthropoda; Insecta; Lepidoptera; Pieridae
Product: probable E3 ubiquitin-protein ligase RNF144A
Exons: 12
Coding region: 625-2565 (646 amino acids)
Biological process (GO): ubiquitin-dependent protein catabolic process; positive regulation of proteasomal ubiquitin-dependent protein catabolic process; protein polyubiquitination
Cellular component (GO): ubiquitin ligase complex; cytoplasm
Molecular function (GO): ubiquitin protein ligase activity; ubiquitin conjugating enzyme binding; zinc ion binding
Source: RefSeq, a predicted model, not a curated record